Molecule: messenger RNA, 279 nt
Organism: Menidia menidia (Atlantic silverside)
Lineage: Eukaryota; Metazoa; Chordata; Actinopteri; Atheriniformes; Atherinopsidae
Source: the annotation of a GenBank genome assembly
AUGCCCUACAACGUUGUGUCCUCUCCCCCAUACCUGUUCCCCCUGUACACCAAUGACUGCAUUUCCAGCCACACAUCCAUCAAACUGGUCCAGCUUGCGCAUGACACCACAGUCCUGGGCCUCAUCAAGGAUGACAAUGAGACGUCGUACAGGGUGCACGCCUGUAAUGAUCUGGUGGCCUCGGGCAGAGACAGGAAGCCCAAUGCUGUGGUCCAGGUGGCUGUCAUAGAUCCCCACAAGCAGCAGCUCGUGUCUCAUGCCAGCACAGAGAUAGUGGAG